Molecule: messenger RNA, 981 nt
Organism: Saccharomyces cerevisiae S288C
Lineage: Eukaryota; Fungi; Ascomycota; Saccharomycetes; Saccharomycetales; Saccharomycetaceae
Gene: MRX21
Product: Mrx21p
Exons: 1
Coding region: 1-981 (326 amino acids)
Biological process (GO): transmembrane transport
Cellular component (GO): mitochondrial inner membrane
Source: RefSeq, marked reviewed
AUGGCAGAAGUACUGACCGUCCUCGAGCAGCCGAACUCAAUUAAAGAUUUUCUCAAGCAGGAUUCAAAUAUUGCGUUUCUAGCUGGUGGAGUAGCUGGCGCGGUUUCCCGAACCGUUGUUUCACCUUUUGAGAGAGUUAAAAUACUGCUGCAAGUUCAAAGUUCAACCACUUCUUAUAACCGAGGUAUCUUUAGCUCUAUACGGCAGGUUUACCAUGAGGAGGGAACCAAAGGUUUAUUCAGAGGAAAUGGUUUGAACUGCAUAAGAAUUUUUCCCUAUAGUGCAGUCCAGUUUGUAGUAUACGAAGCUUGUAAGAAAAAGUUAUUCCAUGUAAAUGGCAAUAAUGGACAAGAACAACUAACGAACACCCAAAGACUAUUCAGUGGUGCAUUGUGUGGUGGUUGUAGUGUGGUGGCUACUUACCCGUUGGACUUGAUCAAAACAAGACUAUCGAUUCAGACAGCAAAUUUGAGCAGUUUAAACCGCUCAAAGGCAAAAAGUAUAUCAAAGCCUCCGGGGAUCUGGCAAUUACUAAGCGAAACUUACAGACUCGAAGGCGGUCUCAGGGGAUUAUAUAGGGGUGUAUGGCCAACGAGUCUUGGUGUUGUUCCAUAUGUAGCACUAAACUUUGCAGUUUACGAACAAUUGAGAGAAUUCGGUGUCAAUUCCUCCGAUGCUCAGCCUUCCUGGAAAAGUAACCUCUAUAAAUUAACAAUUGGCGCCAUAAGUGGAGGGGUUGCGCAAACAAUCACUUAUCCCUUUGAUCUGCUAAGAAGAAGAUUUCAAGUUCUCGCAAUGGGCGGAAAUGAACUGGGAUUUAGAUACACGAGUGUCUGGGAUGCGCUCGUGACAAUCGGCAGAGCAGAAGGCGUUAGCGGUUACUACAAAGGCUUAGCUGCAAACCUUUUUAAAGUUGUUCCUUCAACUGCAGUGAGUUGGCUAGUUUACGAAGUUGUAUGUGAUUCUGUAAGAAAUUGGUGA